Molecule: messenger RNA, 4730 nt
Organism: Hippocampus comes (tiger tail seahorse)
Lineage: Eukaryota; Metazoa; Chordata; Actinopteri; Syngnathiformes; Syngnathidae
Gene: hdac5
Product: histone deacetylase 5
Exons: 29
Coding region: 502-3759 (1085 amino acids)
Biological process (GO): negative regulation of transcription by RNA polymerase II
Molecular function (GO): histone deacetylase activity
Source: RefSeq, a predicted model, not a curated record
CCGUCUGCCUUUCUGUCGGUCGCUUUCCAUUGGUUUCUAUGGGGUCUAUUUUUAGCGUCAGCAGACCGGUCACGUGGUAGGAGGGGGACGUCAAUAAUGUUGUUGUUGGUGGUGGUGGUAGCGGCGGAGAGGAGAAGGCACGGGGGAACGGUAGCGAGACGGACUGUAAAUAUGGAGGUGGCGAAACCUUAGGAGGUGAGUCGCGGCCCGGUUGUGGAAAUUUGACGUUCCGACCGCGGUUGCUUUUCGUGGAGACGUUGCGAGCCGCGAUGGGAGCCGGAGCCGCAGCCGGAGCCGCGGGGAAGACACCACGGCACUAGUACACGUUCCAGGAGGACCCGCCGACAUCCACGAGUCGACACCGAGGAGGAGGUCGAAUUCAUCCGUUUAUCUGCCCAUCCGCCGUCUGCCCUGCAACACAUGGCCGACACGGAGGACCCACUUUAACGCACGCGCACGCCGACCUGAAGGAUCAGAAAGCCGAGGCCGGAUUCAGCCUCCAUGAAUUCGUCACACACCUCCGUGGAGGUGAAAAGCAGCCUUCCAUCGGGCAUGCAGAGCCCGGUAGGAACAGCAGGUGAACAGAGAGGGGGAGGUGGCGAAGGUGGUUCGGAAGAAGGCUCCGGUGGCGGAGGAGCCCCCGUCGACCUGCGCACUGAGCCCAGGCUGGGCACUCUGCCCGUGGGAAGCGCAGGAGUGGAUACCGCUUUGCGGGAGCAGCAGCUCCAGCACGAACUCGUGCUACUUAAACAGCAGCAAGAGCUCCAGAAACAACUACUAUUUGCUGAAUUCCAGAAAAAACACGAAGUGCUCACCAGACAACACGAAGUCCAGCUACAAGAGCACCUGAAGCAACAACAGGAACUGCUGGCAGCGAAGCGGCAGCAAGAGCUGGAGCAGAAGCGAAAACUGGAACAACAGAGACACGAGGAGCAGGAGAAACUACGGCUGGAGCAACAGCUGCUUCUACUUCGGAAUAAGGAGAAAGGCAAAGAGAGUGCCAUUGCCAGUACCGAGGUCAAGUUGAAAUUGCAGGAAUUCCUCCUGAAUAAGAAAGAACCCGCGAUGGGUGGACUGAACCAUUCCUUCUCCUCAAAGUGCUGGGGAGGCCAGAACGCUUCCCUGGAGCAGAAUUCUCCACCCCAGAGUAACACUCCGGGAACUCCGCCAUCUUACAAACUUCCCACAUUGCUGGGCAACUACGAGGGCAAGGACGACUUUCCGCUCCGCAAGACAGUGUCGGAGCCGAACCUGAAGGUGCGUUCGCGGUUGAAGCAGAAAGUAGCGGAGAGGCGGAGCUCGCCGCUCCUCAGAAGGAAAGACGGCACGGUCAUUAGCACCUUCAAGAAAAGAGCCAUUGAGAUUUCAGUCUCUCCUCUCUGUAGUAGCGCUCCAGGUUCAGGGCCCAGCAGUCCCAAUAGUUCGAAUUCCGCGAUUGCGAAUGGCAACACCGGCUCUGUCCCCAACAUACAGACUGAGCUUCGAUCCCUUCAUCAAACGCUGGGGGCCGACGGGACAUUGAGUCCGCUGAGUCUCUACACCUCGCCGUCUCUUCCCAAUAUCUCGUUAGGCCUCCCUGCCAACACGCACCUCACGGCCUCGCAGAAGUUGUCAAGCCAACAGGAGGCGGAGCGUCAAGCCAUUCAGUCACUCCGGGCAGGUGGCGCUCUAACCGGGAAGUUUCUCUCCACAUCCUCCCUGCCCGCAGGGGUAGGGCAUGAUGUGGACACUCAACCUCCGAGCUCCCAUUCUGCUCAUUCUUCAUUAUUACAACACGUGCUACUCCUGGAGCAGGCCAGACAGCAAAGCGCAAUGCUGGCCGUUCCCAUGUACAGCCAGUCGCCGCUGGUUACCGCGGAGAGAGGCGUCUCCGGCGGCAUGCGAUCCGUCAACAAGUUGCCUCGCCAUCGGCCUCUCGCUCGUACCCAGAGCGCUCCUUUGCCCCAGUCGCCGCAGGCCCUCCAGCAGCUCGUAGUUCAGCAGCAGCAUCAGCACUUUCUGGAGAAACAUUACAAGAUGCUUUCAAAGGGUUCAGACCUACCCAGACCACCUCCCACUCAUCCAGAGGAGACCGAAGAGGAGCUGACAGAGACCAACGACAUGCAGGAGGACGACAUGCACAGGGCUCAGAGCGAGGCGUCGGACGACACCGCCAUCCCCUGCGAAAGGCGCGGUUUCCAUCCAAAGGAGGAAGAACGAGGAGUUGUACACGUCAAAGGGGAGAGCACAGAAAGUGAACUGGACGAAGAGGAUGAGGAAGAUGACGUCAUCCAGCUGGGGGAUAGCGAGGAAGACGCCAGGGGUAGCUACUCUCAGUCCUUGCAGCAGAUGGGUGUGUUCUCCUCCUCGUUGCCUCACAGACCUCUGGGAAGAGCGCAGUCUUCUCCCGCAGCCACCGUCAACCCCGUCAGACAUCUCUUCACGACAGGACUCGUGUAUGACAGUCUGAUGUUAAAGCACCAAUGCGUGUGCGGCAACGCUCAUAUCCACCCGGAGCACGCUGGGAGAGUGCAGAGCAUCUGGUCCAGGCUGCAGGAGACAGGCUUGCUGGGCCGCUGUGAGAGAAUUCGUGGGCGUAAAGCUUCCCUGGAUGAGAUCCAGACGGUCCAUUCCGAGUUUCACACGCUGCUCUAUGGAACCAGUCCACUGAAUCGACACAAACUGGACCACAAGAAGCUACUGGGUCCAAUCAGUCAGAAGAUGUACGCCGUUCUUCCGUGCGGAGGAAUAGGGGUGGACAGUGACACCGUGUGGAAUGAGAUGCACUCGUCCGCAGCCGUCCGCAUGGCGGUGGGCUCCGUGAUCGAGCUGGCCUUCAGAGUGGCAGCGGGGGAACUCAAGAAUGGCUUUGCAGUAGUGCGUCCACCAGGACAUCACGCCGAGGAAUCCACUGCCAUGGGGUUUUGUUUCUUCAAUUCAGUCGCCAUCACUGGCAAGCUACUCCAGCAGAAACUGGGAGUGGGCAAGAUCCUCAUCGUGGACUGGGACAUUCACCAUGGCAACGGCACACAGCAGGCCUUCUACGGCGACCCCAACGUCCUCUACAUCUCCCUCCAUCGCUAUGAUGACGGCAACUUUUUUCCCGGCAGCGGAGCUCCCGAGGAGGUGGGAUCGGGUGCGGGUGUUGGCUUUAAUGUCAACAUAGCCUGGACGGGAGGAGUCGAGCCCCCCAUGGGCGAUGUUGAGUACCUCACUGCCUUCAGGAGCGUGGUGAUGCCGAUCGCUCAGCAGUUCAGCCCGGACGUGAUCCUGGUGUCCGCAGGCUUUGAUGCGGUGGAGGGUCAUCAGUCUCCCCUCGGAGGUUACAUUGUUUCUGCCAAGUGUUUUGGUCUGCUGACCCAGCUCUUGAUGGGUCUGGCUGGUGGGCGUGUUGUCAUGGCGCUCGAGGGAGGUCAUGACCUGACUGCCAUCUGCGACGCAUCAGAAGCCUGCGUCUCUGCGCUCCUCGGAGACCCGAGUGACUCUGCAUUUGAGUGGCCUCAAGAGAAGCCGUGUCCGAAAGCCCGUGCCUCCCUCGAAAGAGUGCUCGAAAUCCAGAGCAAACACUGGUCUUGCCUCCAGACUUCGUCUCCGACAAGCAGCCCCUCGCUAUUGGACGGCCCCCCGGCAGCUCAGGUUCAGUCAGAGAAGGACGAGGCGGACACCGUUAGCGCCAUGGCCUCUUUGAGCGUCGAUGUCCAGCAGUCGGGCUCUGCCGCCAACAUCGCCGACGCCGGCAGGUCUACGGAGGAGCCGAUGGAAGAGGAGCCCGUUUUGUAAGAGGGCCGCGCAUGCCAUGUGCCGCCGUAACCUCCUCCUGGCGGCGACUCUUCUUCUUCCGGAUUGUGUAUCGGCACACACACGUUCGCACCGAGUGGAAAUGUUGUGGAUGACCUCGAAUGGCAGAGGAAGCGCUCACAAAGUCGGCUCUCCCCGCGGGAGGGGCGGACCACUUGUAUGCGUCUCCACGGCAACCGGAGGAGGGGCAUGUCAGCAUGGACACGCCUCUCGUGUAACGUUGACUCUCCCUCCUCUCCUUUCAACCUGCGCACGCACGGCACCGCCCGCUCCCCUCCUUUUGUCACCUCUGUGAGUGACGGUUGGCCAGUGCGGCGGAGCAGGCAGCUGAACGGCAAGAUGAACGGACGAUGAGGAGGAACGAGGUGCCUUUCUUUGUCCGCUCACUCACUCACGCGGGCGCGCGCACGCAUACGCGAGAGGACGACGUUCGGUCGAAAACCGCGACUGCCGCAGCACCUCAGCAAAUGAAGCAGCCAAUCGGGACCGAAGGAACACGGCGGUGCGCACGGAGCUGCUGUGUCACUGAGUCACUUCAUUUUCUGGUCGUUUUCUCCUCAUCUGAUUGCCUUAAUUUGCCAUUUCUUUGUAUUUGAGAAAGGAAGAGGGAGAGGUUGUGGCAGUUUGAGGAAACGCAUUUCGAAAUGAGGCGGCUGGCCAGCUUUCAAGAAGGCUUUAUUUAUUCGAUGAGCUAUGUCAUGUGUGUCACUUGAAACCACCUCCUCUUUUUUCCCUCUUUAUCUCCUUCGAGAACGGCGACCAUGGGAUUGUGGCAUGUGACCACUCCGUCCCUCUUUUUUUAAAAUUUUUAUUUUAUUUUUUUGUGGUAGUCGUAGUUUUUUUUUUAAAUUGUACUGAUGUCAUUUGGUGUCCUGUCUCGUUGCCCACAGUUGCAUCACACUGUCACUCUGUGUGUGUGUGUGUGUGUGUGUAUGUGUAUAUAUAUAUAUAUA